This is a messenger RNA of Eremomyces bilateralis CBS 781.70, 1614 nucleotides long. RefSeq lists its product as uncharacterized. Bases 241 to 1398 code for a protein of 385 amino acids. NCBI's taxonomy places the organism in Eukaryota, Fungi, Ascomycota, Dothideomycetes, Eremomycetales, Eremomycetaceae. The transcript has 2 exons. The record is from RefSeq and is a predicted model, not a curated record.
AGGAUUAUAUAUCAUCAAAAGCUGGAAACAAUCGCAUAACUUAAAACAGCGGCAUUGGAUAGCUAGCGGAAUAUCUGUAUCAGGAAACCGAAUAGGUACCUAUCAUGCUAAUUAUGGAAGCACAAAAAUCGAGUCGAAUACAGAUAUGGUACGCUAGCGAUGACAUCAUGUUCCUCCAUCGUCCAAUAAUCUCCGAUAUCCGGAGUCGACCUCGUGUUCGAUAUCCCGCCAACCUAGAAAAUGUCCUCCAAACGUUCCGGUAGCACGGUUGGAUCCCGGAACUUUGACCCUGACGCGUUUUUCGACAGGUGGACGUCGAGCGCGCUUCCCGUCGGGAACGAUCUUCGGUCCGCCAUCAUCAAAGCGUUCGGGCUUCCUGCGGACGAUAGCUAUGUGUACCACGCGGUCGCGAGCGUCACGCUUGCUCAGGUGCAAAGUGCCAUUAAUGCGGGGCGUCAGCACGGGUUGCACGCGUGGUAUAUAGAGAAAUCAGGAGACACCACCGAGGAACAAUUCCCCGACCCAAAGGACAUCGAGGCCUACAUCGCCAUCUUCUCCCCCGUUACUAGCACCACCAAAGCCCUCGCCGCCUUCGCCUCCAACGCCAAAAAAGGCACCCCCCGCGCCCAUUCCGCCCCCCACCUCCACGCCCACCUCCUCCUCCCACCCGACACCAACCUCCGCCUCCCCGCGAAGGCGAAACCCGCAUCCCUCUACAACCCCGAGUACCGCAACCCCUACCUCGACCUCUGGUCCUGGUCCGCCCGCACCCUUGACUGGUCCGGCCCCACCCCCGCCACCGCCCACGUGAAACAAAGCCACCACGUUCUCCCCGUCCUCUACCACCACUUCGGCUGCGUCUGCCCCUCGCACGACGCGCUCAGCCUGAUCGCGCAGCUGUGCGGUUCGGCGGCGGGGCAACGGAAGGGGGCGACGCGGCCCGUGGUGGAGAUCGGGUCAGGGAAUGGGUAUUGGGCGUUCGUGUUGCGGAGAAGGGGGGUGAGGGUGUGGGCGGUGGAUAAUGCGGUGUCGGCAUGGCGGACGAUGUGGAUCGGGGAUACGAUCCGGGCGGAUGGGCCAGGGUUCUUGCGGCGGCCGCCGGGGGAGGUUGCAGGUGAGGUGGGGGGUGCCGGGGCGCCCGGGGCGGUGCUGUUGAUGGUGUAUCCGCAGGUGUCCGGGGAUUUUACGGCGCGGGUGGUCGAGGCGUAUACAGGGGAUACGAUAGUGGUGGCCGGGACGCAGAAUGAGAAUAGGUUCACGGGGUUUGCGGGGGAGACGGUGGAGGAGUGGAUGGCGAGAGAGAGGAAGAGAUUCGAGAAGAUCUGUCAGGUUCCGUUGCCGUCGUUUGCGGGGAAGGAUGAUGCGUUGUUUAUCUUUAAGCGGAUUGCGGGGGGAUAGUGUGUACGGGGGAGCGUGCGAGAGCGGAGAGCUUGCAUGAUUUCAGUGUAGGUGCAACUCCUUGUCAAUUGCGGGAACGUUGCUAGGUACCAGUAGAAACGUAUUUUUCUUGUCCUGCUCUAGAUUCAUGGUCGAUCUGUUUUGUAUAGGAUGCGUCGCUGUUGAUGUGCGUUGAAGAAUCACCACAAGGAGCGAUUCUCUUCGACUGUUGUACUC